Molecule: messenger RNA, 2298 nt
Organism: Xenopus tropicalis (tropical clawed frog)
Lineage: Eukaryota; Metazoa; Chordata; Amphibia; Anura; Pipidae
Gene: cxcr2
Product: C-X-C motif chemokine receptor 2
Exons: 2
Coding region: 202-1350 (382 amino acids)
Biological process (GO): signal transduction; G protein-coupled receptor signaling pathway; chemokine-mediated signaling pathway
Cellular component (GO): plasma membrane; membrane
Molecular function (GO): C-X-C chemokine receptor activity; G protein-coupled receptor activity; granulocyte colony-stimulating factor binding
Source: RefSeq, a predicted model, not a curated record
GGCAGGACUGGUAAAUAAAUUAAAGGGUAACUAAAAAAAGAAACAUGCACAGGAUGUAGCAAACGAUGGUGGGAGGUGUAGUUUUACUGUGUGUGGGGUACAUGUUGGACAUGUCUGUUCAAAUUGAUCCUUUACUUCCCCCAGAAGCCAUUGGCUCCUGAAUCAGAUUGUGAAAGUCACAUUUCCCCUUUCUGGCAGUUAAUGGGCUGCUCGUUAGUGUUGGGCACAGAGCCGGGAGCAUCACAACAGGAACAAGAGCAGCAACGGCAGGUUGCAAACCAAGAAAUGAACAUGUCCUACAAAGUUGAUGGAUCUAUCUUUGACGACUUCGAGUUUAACUACAGCGACACAACAGAAUUUCCGACAGUUUUAUCCUCCCCAUGUAAAAGCACAUGGGUUAUCAACAAAUACUUUGUGGUAGUAGUGUACGCCCUUGUUUUCUUCCUCAAUGUGGUGGGCAACAGCCUUGUGGUCCUGGUCAUCUACUACAACAAGCUGAAGAGAUCGUCUACUGAUGUCUACCUUCUCCACUUGGCCAUCGCCGACCUCCUGUUUGCCACCACCUUGCCCUUUUGGGCAGCGUAUAAGGCCAGCCAGUGGGUGUUUGGGGUGUUUAUGUGUAAAGCCGUGUCGGUGUUGCAGGAAGUCAACUUCUACAGCGGGAUCCUUCUCCUGGCCUGCAUUAGCAUUGACCGAUACCUGGCCAUUGUCCAUGCCACUGAGGCCGUUACGCAGAAGCGGCACUGGGUCAAGUUCAUCUGUCUGGGCAUUUGGAUUUUUUCCCUUGCCAUAUCGCUUCCGACUCUGUUGUUCCGUACCGUGUUCAAGAGUCCUCGAGGGGUAGAUGUCUGCCAUGACAGCAUCGGGAAUGAAAAUACAGAAGACUGGAUGAUCAUCUUGAGGAUAGGGAGGCAUUUGGUUGGGUUCUUCAUACCAUUGCUGAUCAUGCUCUUCUGCUAUGGAUUUACCAUCAAAACCCUCUACCAGACCAAGAGCAGCCAGAAGCACAGAGCAAUGAAGGUCAUCUUGGCCGUGGUUCUGGCCUUCCUGAUCUGCUGGUUGCCCUACAACCUCACCGUUAUCGUAGAUUCCCUGAUGAGGACGCGCUUUAUCAACGAGACCUGCAAGAUGCGGGAACAUUUAGACGCUGCCAUCUCGGUGACGGAAAUUUUUGGCUACGUGCACAGCUGCAUCAACCCCAUUCUUUACGCCUUCAUCGGGCAAAAGUUCCGGAACAGUUUCCUGAGAAUCUUGGCCAGCAAGGGCAUCAUUAGCAAAUCUUUUCUGGCCCGUUAUGCCAGUGGGUCCUCCUAUGGCUCCACCUCUGGGAACACGUCCACCACCCUCUAACCAGCUUCUUUGGCUGCUUCUGGCCACAUAAGACUUGAUAUUGACUCAAACAUUGAAUUGGACAGGGAAGAACUUCCUUCGGUGCUAGUUCUAAGACUGGGUUAGUAGUUCUAGAGCUGAUUCCAUAUCUGCUUUACAAUCAGGCUUUGCCAGACCUCAGCCGUCCAGCUUCAGUAUCUAUGAUGCAUUCUGAUAAUGUUCUGAUGAUCUCCCACACCCCCUAAGCUUAGAUUCUCAGCAGCAGCCCAGAGCCCACUGAGCAUGUGCAGUGCCAAUGACACACAAAAGAUGGCCUAACAAGAUCAGAAGACAAAGAGCAGCUGGGGGGAUGGAAUCUGAAGGUCUGGAUCAUUGGUAUUAUACGGCCGGGUCACCACUGGGCUUGUACAGUAAGUUUAGCAUAGAAAAUACAGUAUUUCCAGCCAGAGUUCUCCUUUACAAUGGCAGAUAUAGGGAGAAGUUUAACCCUUGCACUGGGGUGCCCUGAAGCAAUGUAAUAUAAUAAUUCUGCGAGCAGUGAUGGGGUCAGGAAGCGCGUAGAAACCAUACAAAGCAGGAUAAGAAGAUUUGGGAGAAAUUUGGGGUUGGCAGGUAUAUAGUAUACAGAGCAAUACAAGGUAUACAAUAAGGGAGAGUAUAGGCCGUAAUGUUACACAAAUGUAACAAUAUAAUGAAAAUCUUUGUAAAGGACUUAGUCAAGGAAGGCAGUGACUCCUCCCAGGACAUGUCACGCACCAAUAGGAUUAUGUUAAGGUUUAAAUACAGAGUGUAUUCCUAUUGGUGUAUGAUAUGUACUGAGCCAAGAUCCUUUCUCUUUGUCUUACACCUCAAGAAAAUAUUUUCCUCUGCAUCUCUUCCCACUCCUUCCCAGCCCUUAUUGCCCUCUCUACCUCUCCCAUUCUAUACCCUCCCUAUCUCCUCCCUAUCCCCUCCCUACCCCCUCCCUAC